GUAUAAACAGAAAAACAAAAUCAGCAGCCAUAGUACAGCUCACCAAACUAGAAGUCCGAUUGGUUGGUCGACAAUCAGUUUCUUGUGUUGUAUUUGGCCGGACGACAACGACAUUGCAAGGCCUUCAACGAAAUAAAAAAAAAACCAAAAACAAAAACCAUGGACAAACUGAGUACAUUUGAAUCGUUCGCAUUGAUUUCAAUCGUUGUGCUGUUAAUUUGGCAUUUGUUUUAUAAUUUUUUCAAAACAUGGUGCACUUUAUGGGGUACCAAUAUCAAAUGUGAUUACGGAAUUCCACCGUUUGGCACACACUGGCGCGAAAUAUUCAACAUUGAAUCGUGGCACAACACACUGAAGCGUCUGUACUACGCAUAUCCGAAUGAUCGUUUUAUUGUUUUACACGAGAUUGGUGGACGCCCUCAGUAUUUAAUCCGUGAUCCAGCUUUGGUUCGUCAAAUAGCCAUUCGUGAUUUUAGCAGUUUUGUGAAUCGAAUCGGUGAAAUAAAUGCAUCAACCGACACUGUUCUCGGUCAUGAGCUUACUAAUUUGAAAACAAACGAUUGGCGACGCAUUCGCAAUCUAUUGACGCCUUUGUUAAGCGGGCAAAAGUUAAAACAAGUGGUGAUUCCGUCGUUAAACGAGAAUAAAAAAGAUCUUUGUACAUUUUUGACCGAACAAUUGGAAACGAGUGGAAAAAAUGAAUCAAUUGUUGUUGAUAUGAUGGACAUAAGUACAAGAUCCGGGGUUGAUGGCUUCUGUUUGACUGCAUUCGGUCUAAAAACCGAUUCACUUCGAUCAAAUGGUAACGAUUAUGGGUUUUUCAAAUCGGCAAAAUCAUUUCUAGAGCAUAGCGAUUCGACAAGCAGUGCUAUGUAUCAUUUGAUUGUGCACUUUCCACGCGUCAUGAAACACCUGUUUGGCAAAACGCUCAUGACGACCGCUGAUCAGAAUUUUUUCACAAAAUCAUGCAUCGACAUCGCUGAUAAUCGAAUUGCCAAUAAAAUUCAACGCUCCGAUUACAUUCAAUUGCUUCAAAUAUUACGUGACUCCGGCGAUAACACCACAAACAAUUACGAUGAUGAUGAAUUGGUAUCGCAGUGUUUUGAAUUUUACGAGAGUGUUAUUACGGAAAACAAUUUGAUUACAACGUUUGUAAUGCAAAAACUGGCCGAACAUCCCGAAAUUCAGGAGCGAUUGUACGACGAAAUGGUCGAGAUUGAAAGUCGUCUUGAUGGGAAUGGGCUUAGCUAUGACGGGCUCAUCGCGAUGAAAUACACUGAAAUGGUGAUUAACGAAGCAUUUAGAAUGUGCGAAAUUGCGCCUUUACUGAAACGACGAGCCACGAGAUCGUAUAUACUUGAGAAUGGCAAUGGUGAAAAGGUUAAAAUUCAACCCGGUGAUGCCGUUUGGUUGCCAACGUAUAUCCUACAAAAUGAUCCACAAUAUUAUCCAAAUAGUAAAGUCUUCGACCCAGAACGCUACAGCGACGAAAAUCGAAAAGCUCAUGUGGCCGGCACGUAUGCACCGUUCGGAAUAGGACCAAGGAAUUGCGUGGGCUGUUUCUAUCCAAUGGCCGAAUUAAAAUUAACCCUUUAUCAUUUGCUCGUGCAUUUCACAAUUGAAUGUGUUGCAAACCAUGAGGGCAACAACAAUUCCAUUAAACUCAAACGAAGAACGUAAUAAAAGGGAAAAAGAAUGAUAUCGAAAUGAACGUAAACAAAAAACAAUGAAAUUGACAAUUUGAAAAUAGUCGAAUGAAAAUCAAAAUCAAACAAUGUAAACACGGUUUCGAAUCAAAUGUUUCUGGGUAUUUUCAACGGAAAAGAGACCAAAAAACAUUUUUCUCCAGAAAAGACAAAAAAUGUUUCCUUCGGAAAAUGGAAAGAAGUUUUUUCAGCGAAUUGCAAAAAAUACAUUUUUCAAACCACUUUAAAGAAAUGGAUUUUUCCUGUCAUUGAAAAAAAAAAUUGAAAUAAAAAGCAUCUUAUGCGUGAUUUUUGUUAAUAACAAAAAACGAAUAUGUUUUUGUUGAGGCAGAAACAAUAGUCUAAUAAUAUAAUCUAAGUUGUUUGUUUACAAGUCGUUGUUUGUUAUAGAUAUUGUUUCAUUCGUUUUUGCUAUCGGGUGACAAAUAAAACUGUUGAUUGAUGAA
Sitodiplosis mosellana (orange wheat blossom midge) is the source of this 2152-nucleotide messenger RNA. RefSeq names its product cytochrome P450 9e2-like. Gene Ontology annotation, molecular function: iron ion binding; heme binding; oxidoreductase activity, acting on paired donors, with incorporation or reduction of molecular oxygen. NCBI's taxonomy places the organism in Eukaryota, Metazoa, Arthropoda, Insecta, Diptera, Cecidomyiidae. The record is from RefSeq and is a predicted model, not a curated record. Bases 160 to 1680 code for a protein of 506 amino acids. The transcript is spliced from 2 exons.